This is a messenger RNA of Micropterus dolomieu (smallmouth bass), 2386 nucleotides long. RefSeq names its product cortexin-3. The transcript has 2 exons. The record is from RefSeq and is a predicted model, not a curated record. NCBI's taxonomy places the organism in Eukaryota, Metazoa, Chordata, Actinopteri, Centrarchiformes, Centrarchidae. Bases 372 to 623 code for a protein of 83 amino acids.
GCCAGUAGCGACGGGGUAUCGCUUCAUCGCUGCGUGUGUCUGCGGAGAUGAGCGGCGCGUCAGGACGAGAGAGGAAAACACAACCGAGCAGCAGAGGGUGAGGUCUGCCAGGCUCAGUCAGCGAAGACAGAAACAACUGCGAGGCUUUUUUCUGUCCUGAAGUGAGGAGCCCUGCGGUCCGCAAAGAAGCUUCUGUUCGUUGUUGUUUCGGUGGAAGAGCCUGAAUACAGAAACGUCUGCCGGAAUGGAGCCCCGCCGCUAACGGAGAUUCCCGAGCUCCCCUGAUAACAACAGGUCUUAUCCGUAGAGCCCAUCUUCCCCUCUAAAAUCUUUAAGCAACCGACAAAGAGCUGGAGACGAGACGAUCAAGCAUGGAUGUGCCCAGGAUGGCUGAGGGCCUCUUCAGCAGCACGCUGUCCUCGUCGGGCGGUGGCCAUCAUGUGCCUUCCUACCUGACGCUGGAGCAGAAGGCAGCAUUUGUCUUCGUGCUGCUGCUUUUCAUCUUCCUGGCCCUGCUCAUCGUGCGCUGUUUCCGCAUCCUGCUGGACCCCUACCGCAGCAUGCCCUCAUCCAACUGGACAGACCACACAGAGAAGGACACAUUCGAUUAUCGCAUCGUCUGAGGAGCCCUCAGUGAGGGUGCAAAAAUCUGAAAAUAAAAAAUCAAAUAAAUAAAUAAAAGACUUAUUUGAUGCUUAAAGAGCACUUUGGCCCUAAGAACAAAUGACUGCUACUUCUCCAGGAAAAUAACAGCUUUCAGAAAAUCUUCUGAAAGUUCAGACAGAAAAGAAUUUCGAUGGCGGACUGUCAUCAAAACGAGCGCUAAUCAGAGUUCAACAGCUUCUCCCUGCCAAAUCAGAAAAUUCUCAACUAUAACAAGACAACCAGAACUAUGCUGUAAGAUUAUUGAUCAAACCACAAACUACCAUGACCCUCAGUCCAAGUGAUGCACCAGAGCCAGUUAUGGUUGCCAUAUUUCCAUUCCAUUUCCCUGCUGUCAGUUCUCUUGUGGACUACCUCGUUUCUCCUCCAUCUCAUGUGUGGAAGUCUUAGCAUUUUCUAACAUCUCUCACACAGGGUCGAAUAUCUUUUGUUAUCCAAGGCAGUUGGAUAAAAACAGUGUUUACAUCUUAUCACGUUUACUUCCUUAGAUUUUUAUUGAUAAUGUAGACAAUCAGUGUUAAAAUAGUUAGUGAAAAAGUACUUUGCAGAGUAAAUAGUUGAGGUUUUUGAGGUCUUUUUUUUUAGCGUAUUUUGUCUUAAUUUGUGGACAGACACGAGAGGUCCAAAAGACUUUGUAUAACUGAUUUUAGGCGGUUCGGUUUAGGCGAAGAGGAAUUCAAUGCCUUAUGUGUUUGUAAGAAUUCUGAUCUGGUCGUUACCUUUUAGAGAGUUAGGUAAGACUGGUAUCAAGGUCAUAAAGCAGGUUAAAUAAUCUCAAAUAAUGAAAAUGUAGUGGAAGUUCUCCCUUUAACGUUUUGAGAAGGUGUGGACAGAUAGUUGCCAGCAGUGAGCUAACUAUAACUGUUCUGUGUGUCCGAUAGAAAACAAGUUGUCCUUUCAGUCUUGGAGGGGCCCAAGGUGUCCACGUCUUUAGAUGUCAACAACCAAAAGAGUUAUUGAAGAAAAAAACGUUUACUGUGCUGUACCGUGUGCCUAAUUUGAAAAAAAAGAAAAACUGUUUAGAUUGAUGUUUUAGGAAAAAGAAAGAAAAUGGGUUCACAUUUUUGUCUUCAAAUGUAUUUUUUUUGUGUGUUGUGCCCAUUUAAAGAAACAGCAUUUUACUGCCUGCAGUUGGUAUAUUGACAGUUGGUAUGCCAGAGAUGCAGAGUGUUGAUGGUGAAUACGACGAUGCAUUUUCACAUCAAACCCUUUACGAACUGAUGUUGUGGCUCUUUUGUUGGGCAAUUUUUCAACUGUGCGCCUUAUAGUGUAGAUUGUUUACAGUAUCGUAGGUAGCGGAGACACUGGAAAUCAGCCAGUCACUGAUGCGACUGUGUCUUUGCACUUCACGGAGAUGUCAUACAGCCUGCUAAAAAGAAAAAAAAAAACCUUCCCUGCUCUUGUUCCUGUCGGGACAGGAAGUGAACUCUGACCCUUUCGACGACAUGUGAUGUUCUUGUGAUCUGCUGUGGCCUUUUCCUACCUAUCGCAGAUGUUGCGACGUUGUGCUGAGGUGAUGUGUUUUGGGUUUUUUUCCCCGCAUGUAUUUCUUGCAGAGUAACCUCUCCGUGCAUGAUAAAUGGUGAAGUGCUUUAAUCCUGAUGUUGUAGCUGUGGGUCAGUUGCUCAAGCAGCUAUUUCCUGUCUGUACUGGAGCCUUUUGUUUUGAUCUGUUUUUCGCCUGGAGCCGCCGUUCGUUUUGUAAUAAAAAUGAUCAGAGUGCA